UUGUCAUGGCAGGCAGAGGCGGGGCUUGUGUAUUCCAGGCAUGGAGCGGCAGGCAGGGUCGGCUGUUCGGAGGUCCCGGCAAAAUGUGGUGGGCUCGGGUCACGGGAACCGGCGGGAAGAGAACAGCGGCAAUGAGCGGAAGACACGGAGCCGGGGCUUGGUGUUCGGAGCGGGGGUGCCUGUCCUUCUCUUCCUCUAUGUACUCGGGAUAAGAGGACUGGUACACCUAUCACUGCGACAACUAGUCACACCGGGAGCCCGCAACAGUCACUUCAACGGCAGCACCGCCAGGACGUAUCUGGAGCAGAUCACAGCUAUUGAUUCCAGGACAGUGGGGAGCCCUGCAAAUGAAAUCCUUGCAGUCAACUACAUAUUGGACAGUAUCAGAGACAUUCAGAAGCAGAAAAACAAAGUCCACAAGAUAACCGUAGAUGUACAAAGACCUACUGGGUCAUUCAGCAUCGACUUUCUUGGAGGUUUCACCAGUUACUAUGAUAACAUAACUAACAUAGCUGUGAAGUUGGAACCAGCACGGGGGGCACAGCAUGCUGUACUUGCUAACUGCCACUUUGAUUCAAUAGCCAACACCCCAGGUGCCAGUGAUGAUGCCGUAAGCUGUGCUGUACUACUUGAAAUCCUAGGAUCUCUCUCAAGUACUCCAGUCUCUUUGAAACAUGCAAUUAUAUUCCUGUUCAAUGGUGCGGAAGAAAAUAUCCUGCAGGGCAGCCAUGGUUUUAUUACUCAACACCCAUGGGCCAAGCUUGUUCGUGCUUUCAUCAAUUUGGAGGCUGCUGGUGUUGGUGGAAAGGAGCUGGUAUUUCAGACAGGCCCUGAAAACCCAUGGCUGAUACAAGCAUAUGCAGAGGCUGCCGUCCACCCCUUUGCAUCAGUGGUGGCUCAAGAGAUAUUCCAGAGUGGUAUUAUCCCUGCAGAUACAGAUUUCCGCAUUUACAGAGAUUUUGGCAAUAUUCCAGGUAUUGACUUGGCAUUCAUUGAGAAUGGCUUCAUAUACCAUACAAAAUAUGACACGGCAGAUAGAAUUCAUACAGACUCCAUCCAAAGAGCAGGUGACAAUAUAAUGGGGGUAUUAAAAUACUUGGCAUCGUCACACCUUCUUGCUGACUCGUCAGAAUAUCGUCAUGGGAACUUGGUUUUCUUUGAUAUGAGCGGCUUCUUUGUGCUGUCCUAUCCAGCUCGCAUUGCUACCAUUGUAAAUUACAUCAUUGGCACAGUUGCUUUGUUUUAUCUAAGCAAAAACACCAUUAAAUACAAGCGAGCAGGUAUGAACUAUGCUCGUGACCUCAUGGUUGGACUAUUCAUCACAGUGACAAGCUGGGUCUCGGCUCUAGUAACUGUUCUCAUCAUGGCGGUGCUGGUCACGUUAAGUGGCUGUGCUCUCUCAUGGUAUACACAUUUCUAUGUGUCUGUGGCUCUGUAUGGUGUUGCUGGUCUAGCUAAGAUCCUAUUAAUGCACUCGCUGGCUAAAAAAUUCUAUUUUGCAAACACAAACCAGCAGUACCUUGGAGAUCUCUUCUUUGAUGUGUCCUUGCUUUCAUGGGGCAUACCAAUGGUGCUUCUUACUAAUAAAGGCCUAUGCUCUGCUUAUUUCUUCGCCAUGUGGUUGAUUUUUCCUUUGAUCACAAAGAUGUUACUUCGGCAAGAAUGGAUUCAUCAAGGUUCAUCCUAUAAAUACAUUUCAAUAUACCUGUUGGGAUUAUUUUUUCCUUACCUGCACACCAUGUAUCAUGUGUGGGCAGCGUUUGAGAUGUUCACACCUAUCCUUGGACGGAGUGGAACAGAAAUCCCACCUGAUGUGGUGAUGGCCGCUUUAAUGGUUGUUUGUACAAUUAUGCUUGUAUCUUACUUUAUCAAGUUUAUUUAUCUAGUCAAGAGCAUCAAAAAGUUAAUGAUGUGUUUGGCAUUUGUGUCUGGUGUGACGUUCGUCCUUGUCUGUAGUGGCCUGUUCUUUCCAUAUAGUGGCAGUAUGGAUAGUCCCAAGCCAAAGAGGGUCUUCCUACAGCAUACAGCACGGACCUUUCACAAUUUGAAUGGGGAGGUGGUAAAGACAGAUUCUGGUAUAUGGAUAAAUGCCUUUGAUUACAGUGGCUUAUAUCAUGUCACUCCUCAUAUACCUGAAUUAAAUGAGACAGUCAGAGCCCCAUGCGACGAUGCUCCAUUCUGUGGUUACCCCUGGUUUUUUCCUGUUCAUUUUCUGCUCAGGAAAAACUGGUAUCUCCCAACACCCCCUCCUCCUGUGUCUGAAAACGUGGUGUUUAAACUUGCGUCCAGGGAAGAGAUGCCAUGGGGUGCUACUCGAAUGAACUUUGAUGUUAAAGGACCAAGUCACAUGACUGUAUAUGUGCGCCCACAUGACCCUUUUGUGCUAUCUAGCUGGUCUCUGGGUGAUGGGAUACCAGUGGCAAGCAAUGGUGGGGACUACUUUGUAUAUUACUCUCAUGGCCUGCAGGCUCCAGUAUGGAAGUUUUGGAUUGAAUUGAAGGGUUCAGAUGAUUAUUCUGAUGGGAUGGUCACUGUUGCUGUAGCAUCUCACUAUUUCUUUGGAUCUAAUCAGCAUUCUCCUCAGCUGGAUGCACUUCUUCUUAAAUUCCCGGAUUGGAGCUUCCCAUCUAGCUGGGUCAGCACAUACGACCUGUUUGUCUAUUGAUGUCUUUCACCAUUGGUGUGGUAUGUGCAUGUACAGUGACCACUGUGACCAGAGGAAGGAAUUGUGGAAAAAGAAUAAUGAAAAGUGGUCCAUGACAGUCAAUUGAUUUGCUGCUUGGUCCAUGGUGAUGGUCUAGGUGAUUGGAUUAUAAAGACAAUUUUUUUUGGAGUGGGACAAAAUUAUGCAAAAAAAGUAAAUUGGAACGAAUCCUGUGUAUAGCAAAGUGUUCAGACAUCGGGCGCAGAGACUAGUAGUGAUCCAUGGAGUCUUAAUAGUUUUCACACUGGACGUCCCUGUUUACAAAUUAUUAUUAUGAAUUAUUGUUAUCCUUCUUGCCUCUAAUAUAAUGUUAAUUAUAUUUAUUGGAUAUUGGUCAAAGCAGUGUAAAACUGAUUUUUGACAUUGGGUAUAUAAGUAGGCGCUGACUGCCUACAGAUCUUUUCAUAGAUUUGUACACAUUAUAUUCUGAGUGGGCAUGUAUUAUGGCUAUGGAGUUUGGAGAGCACAUAUGAAAAAUGCAGCCCCAGCUUCACCUUUUAUAGAAAAGAAAAUCAUACCAAUCUACCAAAAUGAUCUGUCUAGUUGGAGGCCUGCUUGUCCGUAUUUACCUGAGUAUAUGGCCCAAAUCUCAUGUUUGUGUAUUUAAGGUACGCACUGAUGCCUAAAGUAAGGUCAGUGAAAGAGGUUGUGUCUGUCAAACAAUAUUCCAUCUUUUCACAAUAGUAGGUCUGAAGAAGUGACCCCAAGCACAGCACUAUUGCUUUGAAGACAUACAGAUCUCUAAGGAAGACCAUACAUGGCACGGAGUGAGGGUUGCAGGAAAGAGGGAUCCCUGCCACCAAACCAUUGUGUUUUUUCAGAUUGAUCAACUUGGGUACAUUCAGCCUGUCCAUACAUGGUUCUAAUCUUGGUAGGUUCCUGCUGAACCGGCUGAGGUUUCAAACCAUCUAUAGCCGACAUUCGUGUUCUGUGUGAUCUGUUCACCUAUUGCAGCCCUGAAUACAAUAUAUUUCAGGAGCACUUUGCACCCCUUACCAAAUCAAAAUCGGAGCGCCACAUGUAGAUGUUUGAAACCCUCUCCUCAGCCAAGUUUUGUUAAUACAAAAACUUAAGGGCUUCAUAAAACUGCAGACCGCUAUUAAAAUCUAAGCCCCACCAGCUUGUAUAUACAACCCAAUGACUAUAGGGUACCGCAGUGUACAUCUUGGAAAUCAUGCAGUUUAGUGUAUGGUAUGGUAAUUCAACCCAAAAAGCCUGAAAUGUGUGUUGAAUGCAGGAAAACACUGCUUGUACUAUUUCUUUAUUUUAUUUUUUGUGCCCCCUCCUUAAAUGAUCAUAGCUGCCCGUAUAGCAGCAAGCUGAUUUUCUACUUGAAUUUUUUUUUUCCCCUUAAUAAUAGGCGAGAAGUAUAAAUGGCUCUAGCCACCAAACUACCUGUGGUGAUUCUGUAUGACCAGUCCUUAAAACGGCCCCAAUAUGAAAAUGCAAUCUUUUUUUUUAUUUUAUGAGAAGCUCAUACUAUGAAACCUCAAUAAAGCUGCAGUAUAUUCCAACGGUUCCCUAUUAAUCCUUCUGUGCUUAAAGGUGGAAUGAAACGCAAACUGCUGUCACCAAAAUACAUUUUGUUGUUAUUGGAACCGAGACGUCAAAUCUUGGGGGUUACCAGAAGAGACUUGCAGUUGUGUAACUGGAAUGCUAUCUGAUUGGCUGCUGGCUAGAAUCAUUUUAAAGUUUGUGACCCAGAUCAAGAAUGAUGAUUGGUAAGACAAAUGUCAGCAUUCUUUAUCUGAAUACUUAUCGAUUGUUGUGCCAAAAAUAUUGGAGUAAAAAGGUCAGGAGUGGGCGCCUCAAUGUGUUUGACAAGUGGCAUGAGGAUUUGAAAAGUGAUCACCUCUGCUAUGUCUUGUUAAAUAAUUUGCCAAUUAGUGCUUCAUGAAAGACGAUUCCACAAAGCUGCCUAUUCCUGUAUAACAUUCAUGAAUCUGCAUUGCACACACCAAAACAAAGUGCAGCAGUCACAUGAACUUGUUUAGAGAGCUCCCAUCAUGUAGCCAGGUAUUCACUAAAGCGUAUAUUAGAAUGUGUUUGACACAACCCAACAUUAUGCCAAUGAUAUGGAGUGUGAGCAGAAAUUCUCCAGAUAAAAAAAAUCACUCAUUUCAGUGCCUGAUUUAGUGUACACCUUUUAUGUAUAAUACAUGAUUUCUUUUUCUAUACCUUUCUCAAUUAUUUUUUCUCUAAAAAUCCUGAUAUUUUUACUUGAAUCCAAACUUUAUAUUUUUUUACAAUGUUUUUUUGUUGACCUUCCCUGAAUAAAUCCUCAGUGUGCACUGAUCUGGUAAGCUUUGGUCUAAGACAAGCUUUGUCUACAUGCAGGCUCAUUCAGCAAGACAGGAGAAAAAAAAUAUAGUGUGGUGACCCCUAGCAACCAAUCAGCGUUCAUCUUUCAAUCACUGGAUUUCUGCACAGUGAAACCUGAAUUGUUGGUUACUUAGGCAUCCACACCGCACUUAAGCUUUGCUGUUUGUAUUGCCUACAUAAGCCCAAUAUUGAUUUCUCUUCAUACUGUGAGCCAGUACUACUAUAGCAUUUAUCGGUUUCUUUAUUUAGUACAACUAUCUGUCUUCUGGGAAAUUCUUUAUCGCCUCUAUUGGGUGCAUGCUGGGCAAGUUUCCCAUUACUGGAUAAGAGGUAGUACUUUUUUAGAGGUGCCACGUGAAGCUGGCUGACCUGAGCUUAGUGUUCAGUAAAUCUAAGGCCUUCUUCACACAGGCUGUGAACUGUAGAAGGGCGAUGUACAGCAAGCUUUUACAAAACCAUUAUUGACACCUUUAAAUUCGGCUCCAUUGAGAUCAUGCAUACCAAGUGAUGUGUCAGUAUUACACUUUCAGCUAAUUAUUUCUUAUCACAGACACCAUAGUACUCAGACAAUGCCUUCAUCCGUUUUUUUUUUUUCCCCUUGAAGACCAUGCCAUUUUUGUUCCGGCAUCCAGGGUCACCAUCUACCUCCUGGACUGAUAUACUGGCUCAGAGCACAUUCAUGUAAAUCCUGGUGCCUGUGUGACUUUUGGCUCUGUUUUAAAAUCAAAGUUAACCUUUGUAGCAUGUUACAUGUUCCACCCUAAAAAUGGGAACAUGUAACGCGUUUCAGCUUCUCCCCCUCUAAUCUUCCCUCCUUGUGACAGUGGGUGGGGGAUCUUCUCGCUGUAUCCUCUGUCAGAAUUUGAGCACAGCCGUGCAGGGCUUUACCCACACAACCAUGUCAUUCAUUCAGUUUCCUGUGCAUGAGUGCCUACAAGCACUGGCAGCGGGAUGGCUUGUAGUUCUUGAUGAGCUGAGAGGGCACUGGUGAGCAUCCUCAUUGUCCUUUGAUGUAACUGCUUGCCCAUCCCUGGUACAGGCAGACCUCUAUCCUGAGGUUCUGCAGGAGCCUCCAACCUGCAGACUAAGAAAAAUAAAUGCACAAAAUAAAAAAUGUGCAUUCAUUUAUUUAAAAAAAAAUUCAAAAGGUGAACUUGGCCUUCAACAAAUGUUUGACACAGAUCAGCACUUGCUUGCUUAUCAUAAUUGGAGUUCUGACUGUCACUUUAAACAAACUACCAGCUGGCUUUAGCACGAUGUGAAGUUUAUUAAAAGCCUGCUAGCAGCUUAUUUAAAGUGACAGUCAGCACUCCUAUUAAGAUCUGUACUUGACAUUCCCAGACUUGAACUGGAGGUGAACCAACUUAAAAAAAAAAAACGUAUGCAUUUGCAACAUCCUAUGCUUUUCAGAUAUUAAAACCAUGGCUCUCUGGAAACUUCACAAUAACCGAAGCCUGGCAG
Molecule: messenger RNA, 6487 nt
Organism: Rana temporaria (common frog)
Lineage: Eukaryota; Metazoa; Chordata; Amphibia; Anura; Ranidae
Gene: ERMP1
Product: endoplasmic reticulum metallopeptidase 1
Exons: 15
Coding region: 41-2665 (874 amino acids)
Biological process (GO): proteolysis
Molecular function (GO): metalloexopeptidase activity
Source: RefSeq, a predicted model, not a curated record